CUCUGCUGCUGUCAGUGGAACAGCCCUGGAGUUGGGAGUGUGAGCCCUGAGACUAGAAGGGGGGUUUUCUGUCAUCUCAUCUGCCAUUCAGUUUUCCCGCAAAAUGACUCAGAAUCUGGAAAACAUCUGUCGGAAACCCGGCCUGCAGAUAUGGUCCAUGGAGAAAAUGAAAAUGGUUCCCAUUCCUGAGAAGGCCUACGGAAGCUUUUUCGAAGGCGACUGCUACAUCCUCUUGUAUAACAAACAGACCCCCAAUGGCUUGAUCAGUGAUAUUCACUACUGGAUAGGGAAGGACUCCUCCCAGGAUGAGCAGGGCUCGGCCGCCUUCUACGCCACACAGAUCGACGGGCUCCUCGGGGGAGGCCCAAUCCAGCACCGGGAAGUGCAAGGGCACGAGUCUGCCACCUUUAAAAGUUACUUCAAGAAUGGCGUCAUCUACAAGAAAGGAGGGGUGUCGUCGGGGUUCAAGCACGUAGAGACAAACAUGUACAACAUACGGCGCCUGCUCCACGUGAAAGGGAAGAAGCACGUCACUGCCACCGAGGUAGCGAUGUCCUGGAACAGCUUUAACAAAGGAGAUGUUUUCCUACUGGACCUCGGCAAAGUGAUCAUCCAAUGGAACGGACCUGAGAGCAACAAGUCUGAGAGGAUCCGGGCCUGUUCCUUAGCGCAGAGCAUAAGAGACGACGAAAGAGGAGGAAGAGCCCAGAUUGGGGUCAUAGACAACGAGCAGGAUUCCCCCGAUCUCAUGCAGAUCAUGGUGGCAGUGCUGGGGGCACGGGCGGGGGAGCUGAAAGAUUCGGUUCCAGACGAGAAAGCGGAUGAGCAACAAAAAGCAAAUGUCAGACUCUAUCAUGUAUUUGAGAAGGACGCCAAUUUGGUGGUACAAGAACUCGCCACAAAGCCCCUCACUCAGGAUCUCCUGCAGCACGAGGACUGUCACAUUCUGGACCAGGGCGGAGUGAAGAUCUACGUUUGGAGGGGUAAAAACUCCAGCCCGGAGGAGAAGUCGGCAGCUUUCAGCAGAGCCGUGGGUUUCAUACAAGCCAAGGGCUACCCCCCGACUACCAAUGUGGAGGUGGUCAACGAUGGCGCUGAGUCGGCCAUGUUCAAGCAGCUGUUCCAGAACUGGAGGGACGUCGGGGAAACACAGGGCCUGGGAAAGACUUUUAGCGUCGGCAAAAUCGCCAAAGUGGAACAAACGAAAUUCGACGUGAACCAGCUCUAUGCCCGCCCGGAAUUAGCCGCCGAGCAGCGGAUGGUGGACGACGCGUCUGGGAACGUUGAGGUCUGGAGAAUCGAAAAGCUGGAACUGGCAGAGGUGGAACCCAGGACCUACGGACAGUUCUACGGGGGAGACUGCUACUUAAUUCUCUAUACGUAUAUGAAGUCUGGGCGGCCCAAUUACCUUCUCUACAUGUGGCUGGGCCGUCACGCCAGCCAGGAUGAAAUUACAGCGUGUGCGUUCCAAGCCGUCCAACUGGACAAGAAGUACCAUGACCAACCAGUCCAAAUCCGAGUCACUAUGGGAAAGGAACCCAGACAUCUGCAGGCCAUGUUCAAAGGGAAAAUGAUUAUAUAUGAGGGUGGAACGAGUCGAUUGGGGGUGCAUGAACCAGAGGCACCAAUCAAACUGUUCCAAGUGAAAGGAACCAAUGAGUACAACACCAAAGCCACAGAAGUCCCGGCAAGAGCAUCUUCCCUUAAUUCCAACGAUGUGUUUGUGCUGAAGACGGAGUCUAUGUGCUACCUCUGGUGUGGCAAGGGCUGCAGUGGGGACGAGCGGGAAAUGGCAAAGACCGUGGCAAACAUCAUCUCCAAGCAGGACAAGCAGACCAUCCUCGAGGGCCAAGAGCCCGCAGAAUUCUGGGUCGCCCUCGGAGGGAAAGCCCCCUAUGCAAGUGAUAAAAGGUUCCAGGAGCAGGCAGUGCAGUACUCGCCUCGGCUCUUUGAAUGCUCCAACCAGACCGGCCGCUUUGUGAUGACGGAAGUGGUGGAUUUCUGCCAGAGUGACCUGGAUGAGGACGACGUCAUGUUGCUGGAUACCUGGGAGGAGAUUUUUCUCUGGGUUGGUAAAUCAGCGAAUGACUAUGAGAAGACGGAGUCGGUUAAAGCAUCGCAGGAGUAUCUGAGGGCACAUCCUGCGGGACGGGACUUGGCCACACCCAUCAUUCUGGUCAAACAAGGACACGAACCUCCCACCUUCACCGGAUGGUUCAACGCUUGGGAUUCCCAUAAGUGGAGUUCGGACCUGUCGUAUGAAGACAUGAAGAAGACCUUGGGUGAUGUCUCGGCAAUCUCACAGAUUAGUGUGGACCUUCAAAACACCAACCUGAACAAGAAGAGCACGAGCAAUGCCCCCCCCACGAGCAGUGCCCCCCCCACGAGCAGUGCCCCCGAGAGUGUCCCCAUCCCCAUGUACAGGUCCCACAGCCAAGAGAACCUGCAGUAUAACAACGGUCACCAAGCAACGACCAAUGGGAGCCAGGUUCCGAACCAAGUCAAACAGAACCCCGAGCCCCUGCCGGAGAGCAACGGCAACCAAUGGUUUGACAGAUCUUUCCUGAUCAACAAGGUCACAGAGGACUUGCCCGACGGAGUGGAUCCAACCAAGAAGGAGAUGUACUUGUCCGACGCAGACUUUGCCGCCAUUAUGGGGAUGCCCAAAGCACAGUUCUACCAGAUGCCAAAAUGGAAGCAACAAAAUCUGAAGAAGCAACACGGGCUGUUCUAGAGAAAUUGCUUCGCUGACGAACUUAAUGGUCCCUCCCCCAGCCCCGCCCCCCUUUCCCCUGAAAUAUGUUUAUUUACAAGAAGCCCCGCCUUCCCCUUAUGCUUUAUACCCCGUGCCAGCGCAGUCAUGUGACUAAUGUGUGAGGAGCCCUGACUUCGCCGGUGCCAUAUUGUUACUGGAUGUUCAUAGGUGGAGCAGAGGAGGCGGGAUCAUAUGAGGGCAGCCAUAUUGCAUCGCUGUAAGGGUCACUGCACAUCGUCAGGCAGCCACGUGCAAAAUAAAUCUAAUAAUAUAUAAA
Xenopus tropicalis (tropical clawed frog) is the source of this 3032-nucleotide messenger RNA. It is a transcript of the gene vill, whose product is annotated as villin like. The record is from RefSeq and is marked provisional. Gene Ontology annotation, biological process: cytoskeleton organization. Gene Ontology annotation, molecular function: actin filament binding; actin binding. NCBI's taxonomy places the organism in Eukaryota, Metazoa, Chordata, Amphibia, Anura, Pipidae. Gene Ontology annotation, cellular component: cytoskeleton.